Bicyclus anynana (squinting bush brown) is the source of this 2062-nucleotide messenger RNA. Its product is annotated as protein rolling stone. The coding region runs from base 1 to 1044 and encodes 347 amino acids. The transcript has 5 exons. The record is from RefSeq and is a predicted model, not a curated record. NCBI's taxonomy places the organism in Eukaryota, Metazoa, Arthropoda, Insecta, Lepidoptera, Nymphalidae. Gene Ontology annotation, cellular component: membrane.
AUGUCUCAGCGGCAGUCGACGGCAGUCAACUUCAGUCGACUGCAAUCGGCGACGUCUCAACGACAGUCGACGGCGGUCGCCGACUGCAGUCGACUGCCGUUGAUUGCCGUCAAUGUAAAUGAACCCUUAUCAAUUGAGUCACACGAUAAUGCAAUACGACGCGAUACGAUAGCCGACACUAUUGAUAUUAGUGUAACAUUAGUAACCAUGAGUGUCAUCGUAAAUUAUUUUAAGCAAGAGUGCAAGUUGGUUAUGUUAGGUUUGGAACACCCAAAACCAACGGAUUUUUAUAUCAGCACUUGGCAAAACACUCGUUCUGCUGUACCACUGUUAUUAUGGAGGUUGCUACUUCUACUAACAUCGGUGGGAAUAGUAAUAACCUCAUUCACUUUUUACAUAAUAAGCCCGUUUUCUGCUGGUUAUUGGUUCAUUUAUUUGACACAUUGGGGCUUGGGAUUGAUGGUCGCUUCGACUGGAUUUGGAGUUGCAACUUCGGCUCGUGUUUAUUUGUAUGGGCCAAUCAGCGCUGAUUUGAAUUUACCAUGGUUCGUGAAGACAUUCUGGGUGCUUCACAACGUCUCUGUUCCUGUCGCUUUCAUCAUCACCGUUUUCUACUGGAGCUUACUAUAUAAUGUUGAUUUCCAAGAAGAAAUGGACCGUGGCUUGGACAUAGCGGUGCACGCAGUCAACACGGUCAUAAUGCUGCUGAUGCUGAUGAGUUCUUCGCACCCCACCCGCUUCCUGCACGUGGCGCACCCGUUCCUCUUCGCGCUCACCUACGUGGUGUUCAGUGUCAUUUACUACCUCGCUGGGGGAAUUAACCCCCUCGGAGAGCCGUGGAUAUACCCCGUAGUGCACUGGGGCGAGCCCGGUCCGACCAUACUAGUAGUGUUUGUGACAGGCUUGCUGCUCGUAUGCCUGCACUUCGUCACCAUCGGCCUGGCUGCGGCUCGAGACAUCCUCGCCGGACGUAUCAUGCGCUCCUCUGCUGCAGCGGGUGCGGACGAGAAUGUCGCUUUACGGAACAACGCUGCUAAUACGUGAUCAAUUCGCCCAUUAAUCCAACAGCACUACUAGCAGUGGUGUGCACAAGGAUUUUAAGUAGGGUAUGCAUAGUGGCAUGCACUUCAUUAAUUGCAAAUUGCCUACUCUGAGGAAAUAUUACGAAACUGUAUUGGUGAAGAAUUUCUCCAUUUUUACGACUCAUAUAUAGUGCACACUUUAGUUAGAACCCUUAUGCACGCCACUGGGUAUUCACUAUAAAAAAAAUGACAAUUUGAAUUAGGUUAUCUGUGACAUUACGUCAAGCAAGCUUUGUUUAUUAUUUUUCGCCUUCAGUUUUUAUUUAAAACAAUGAUUUUUAAUCUUAAUACCGAAAAUAAAGUAAUUAUCGUCUUGGUAUUUAACGACAUUUCAGGAAAAUUGUGAGUUAAAGCAUUUAGAUCGAAUUACAGCAAAAAUCGUACAUUCUUUAGUUUGACGUGUUUAAGUUUACCUACUAAUACUAUGACGCCACGAAAUGGCCGACAGUGUUUUCGGCAUUGGAAAAAUUAAAUAAAAUUCGCAAUAUUUAACAUGAAUUUCUAAAGUAAUCUUUUACUAUUUUUAAUUCAAAUUGGUAUGUAUUUCGGACCAAGUACUAUUGGAGUUUAAUAUUGUUUAUAUUAUAUUUGAUAUGAGUUAAAUACCUUAUUGUAAUGAUUCCUCAGGGAAGACAUCAUUCUUGUGCACCCCAUUAACUAGUAGAUAUACUUAUUUUGUCCGCCCUUUCAGUACGUUGGUAUUUUUGUAUGCAAUGAGGACAUCAGAGGAAUGCCCACCUAUAGUUAGUGUAAGUUUGCUCAGUUCCGCAACACAUUGUUUGCUAUCUAAAACAAAUAAUCAAUGUUUAACUAACGCACUUUAUCAGAAUAAGUUAACGACCAUUAUUCAUACAAAGGUUGUACAGUUGUCUGCAAAAUAAUAUAGAAAAUAGAUAAAAUUGUUAAUAUGUUACAUUUAUAAAUUAUUGUAAGUAUUCAGGAUGUAUAUUGGGGAGCAACGUAAGAGUAUCAGCAUUUAA